ACGUUGUCAGGAGGAGGACAAGCAAUUCGCUUCACGCCGACACAAAUUGGAGCGUUCCUUGCCUGGAAGCCACAUUUCUUGUGCAAACAUGCAGAUCUUUGUGAAGACAGUUACUGGAAAGACGAUUGUUCUCAAGGUUGAGGUCAAUGACACCAUUACAAAUUUGAAGACUAAAAUCCAGGACAAGGAAGGCGUUCCCCCACACCUGCAAAGUCUGAUGUUCGCAGGCAAGCAACUGGAAGAUGACCGUACCCUCUCUGACUAUGACAUCCAGAAAGAGUCCACCCUCCAAAAUGUUCUGGGUCUGCGAGGUGGCAUGCAGAUUUUUGUGAAGACCCUCACUGGUAAAACAGUAACUAUUGAAGCUGAGGCUAGUGAUUCUGUAGAAAAUCUAAAAGUCAAAAUCCAGAACAAGGAAAGUAUUCCUCCUUAUCAGCAGAGGCUUAUCUUUGCUGGCAAACAGCUGGAAGAUGGCCACACCCUCUCCGAUUACAACAUUCAGAAAGAGUCUACCCUCCAUCUUGUGCUGCGGCUUCGAGGUGGCGUUCAGAUCUUUGUGAAGACCCUCACUGGGAAGACCAUCACUCUUGAGGUUGAGGGCAGUGAUACCGUUGAGAAUGUCAAAGCCAAAAUCCAGGACAAAGAGGGUAUUCCCCCUGAUCAGCAGAGGCUGAUCUUUGCUGGCAAACAGUUGGAAGAUGGCCGCACCCUCUCUGACUACAACGUUCAGAAAGAGUCUACCAUCCAUCUUGUGCUGCGGCUGCGAGGUGGAAUGCAGAUCUUUGUGAAGACCCUGACUGGCAAGACCAUCACUCUUGAGGUUGAGGGCAGUGACACUGUUGAGAAUGUGAAGGCCAAGAUCCAAGACAAGGAAGGCAUUCCCCCUGAUCAGCAGAGGUUGAUCUUCGCUGGCAAACAACUGGAAGAUGGCCGCACCCUCUCUGACUACAACAUCCAGAAGGAGUCCACCCUCCACCUUGUCCUGCGUCUCAGAGGAGGCAUGCAGAUCUUUGUGAAGACCCUGACAGGCAAGACCAUCACUCUUGAGGUUGAGGGCAGUGACACUGUUGAGAAUGUGAAGGCCAAAAUCCAAGACAAGGAAGGCAUUCCCCCUGAUCAGCAGAGGUUGAUCUUCGCUGGCAAACAACUGGAAGAUGGCCGCACCCUCUCUGACUACAACAUCCAGAAGGAGUCCACCCUCCACCUUGUCCUGCGUCUCAGAGGAGGCAUGCAGAUCUUUGUGAAGACCCUGACUGGCAAGACCAUCACUCUUGAGGUUGAGGGCAGUGACACUGUUGAGAAUGUGAAGGCCAAAAUCCAAGACAAGGAAGGCAUUCCCCCUGAUCAGCAGAGGUUGAUCUUUGCUGGUAAGCAACUGGAAAAUGGCCGCACCUUAUCUGACUACAACAUUCAGAAGGAGUCUACCCUUCAUCUUGUCCUGCGUCUCAGAGGUGGGAUCCAGAUUGCUGUGAUGACCCUCAAAGGCAAGAUUAUCCCCCUUGAGGUAGAUACCAGUGACAGUGUUGAGAAUGUGAAGGCCCAAAUCCAGGACAAGGCAGGCAUUCACCCUGACCUGCAGAGGUUGAUCUUUGUUGGACAGCAGCUGGAGGAUGGCUGUACCCUCUCUCACUACAACGUCCAUAAAGAUGCUACACUACAUCUUGUCAUAUGGCUACGAGGUGGCAUGCAGAUCUUUGUGAAGACUUUGACUGGUAAAACCAUCACUCUUGAGGUUGAGUGCAGUGACACUGUUGAGAAUGUCAAAGCAAAAAUCCAGGACAAGGAAGGUAUUCCCCCUGAUCAGCAGAGGAUUAUCUUUGCUGGCAAGCAGCUGGAAGACGGGCGCAGCCUUUCUGACUACAACAUCCAGAAAGAGUCCACCCUCCAUCUAGUCCUGCGGCUUCGAGGUGGCAUGCAGAUCUUCGUGAAGACCCUCACUGGCAAGACCAUCACCCUUGAGGUCGAGAACAGUGACACAGUUGAGAAUGUCAAAGCCAAAAUCCAGGACAAGGAAGCCAUUCCCCCUGAUCAGCAGAGGUUGAUAUUUGCUGGCAAACAGUUGGAAGAUGGUCGCACCCUCUCUGACUACAACAUUCAGAAAGAGUCUACCCUCCAUCUUGUCCUGCGGCUUCGAGGUGGAAUGCAGAUAUUUGUGAAGACCCUCACUGGCAAGACCAUCACUCUUGAGGUUGAAGGCAGCGAUACUGUGGAGAAUGUCAAAGCCAAAAUCCAGGACAAAGAGGGUAUUCCCCCAGAUCAGCAGAGGCUAAUCUUUGCUGGCAAACAACUGGAAGAUGGCCGCACCCUCUCUGACUACAACAUCCAGAAGGAGUCCACCCUCCACCUUGUCCUGCGUCUCAGAGGAGGCAUGCAGAUCUUUGUGAAGACCCUGACUGGCAAGACCAUCACUCUUGAGGUUGAGGGCAGUGACACUGUUGAGAAUGUGAAGGCCAAAAUCCAAGACAAGGAAGGCAUUCCCCCUGAUCAGCAGAGGUUGAUCUUCGCUGGCAAACAACUGGAAGAUGGCCGCACCCUCUCUGACUACAACAUCCAGAAGGAGUCCACCCUCCACCUUGUCCUGCGUCUCAGAGGAGGCAUGCAGAUCUUUGUGAAGACCCUGACUGGCAAGACCAUCACUCUUGAGGUUGAGGGCAGUGACACUGUUGAGAAUGUGAAGGCCAAAAUCCAAGACAAGGAAGGCAUUCCCCCUGAUCAGCAGAGGUUGAUCUUUGCUGGUAAGCAACUGGAAAAUGGCCGCACCAUAUCUGACUACAACAUUCAGAAGGAGUCUACCCUUCAUCUUGUCCUGCGUCUCAGAGGUGGGAUCCAGAUUGCUGUGAAGACCCUCAAAGGUAUGAUUAUCCCCCUUGAGGUAGAGACCAGUGACAGUGUUGAGAAUCUGAAGGCCCAAAUCCAGGACAAGGAAGGCAUUCACCCUGACCGGCAGAGGCUGGUCUUUGCUGGCAAACAGUUGGAAAAUCGUCGCACCCUCUCUUACUACAGCGUUCAGAGAGAGUCUACCCUCCAUCUUGUCCUGUGUCUACGAGGUGGCAUGCAGAUCUUUGUGAGGACUUUGACUGGUAAAACCAUCACUCUUGAGGUUGAGUCCAGUGACACUGUUGAGAAUGUCAAAGCAAAAAUCCAGGACAAGGAAGGUAUUCCUCCUGAUCAGCAGAGGAUUAUCUUUGCUGGCAAGCAGCUGGAAGACGGUCGCAGCCUUUCGGACUACAACAUCCAGAAAGAGUCCACCUUCCAUCUAGUCCUGCGGCUUCGUGGUGGCGUGCAGAUCUUUGUGAAGACCCUCACUGGCAAGACCAUCACCCUUGAGGUCGAGAACAAUGACACAGUUAAGAAUGUCAAAGCCAAAAUCCAGGACAAGGAAGGCAUUCCCCCUGAUCAGCAGAGGUUGAUAUUUGCAGGCAAACAAUUAGAAGAUGGCCGCACUCUCUCUGACUACAACAUCCAGAAAGAGUCAACCCUCCAUCUUGUCCUGCGUCUGAGAGGUGGGUGCUAGAGCAACUCGGACUUCCAAACCUGAAACCUCUCAAAGCCAAUAUGUAUGACUUGUUAAAUGUGAUUGAAUAAAAGAUUAAAGCGAGUCCAUUAAUUUAUUGUCUUG
Messenger RNA from Phycodurus eques (leafy seadragon), 3619 nucleotides. Its product is annotated as polyubiquitin-A-like. Lineage: Eukaryota; Metazoa; Chordata; Actinopteri; Syngnathiformes; Syngnathidae. Gene Ontology annotation, molecular function: protein tag activity; ubiquitin protein ligase binding. Gene Ontology annotation, cellular component: nucleus; cytoplasm. The record is from RefSeq and is a predicted model, not a curated record. The transcript has 2 exons. Gene Ontology annotation, biological process: protein ubiquitination; modification-dependent protein catabolic process. Bases 89 to 3514 code for a protein of 1141 amino acids.